UUAUUAUUAUAAUUAUAAAUGUAAUAAUAAUAUAAGAUGUUAGCAUAUUCUUAUUUAACUUUCUCACUCAAACCCUUCUUCAUUAUCUCUACUUUUUAUCUCUCUAUAAUUUUCUCUUCUCUUGCAUCUCUACCUUGCUCUCACCACAAGGUAAAGAGAGAUGGCAGAGUGUAAUAGAGAAGACUAUUUCGUUGCCAAUGACGUUGAGUCAUCAUCAUCUGCGGGCAAGAAGUAUGGUGGGCUUGUCCCAAAGAAAAAGCCUUUGAUAUCCAAAGAUAACGAAAGGGCAUUUUUUGAUUCAGCAGACUGGGCAUUAUGCAAGCAAGGUGCUGGAGUGAAUCAACAAUCUACAGCAGCAGUAGAGACCCUGCGACCAAAACUACAGAAAACUCCACAUCAACAGCUUCCCCCAAGAAGACCUGCAUGCACAUCUGGUUGAGAUAAAUUGGGAGACUUAGAUUGAAUAAUUGGCAGAAGGAUUUGAUCAUGAUGAAUUAAUUUUAUAAAUGUCAUGAUGUUUUAGCUGGUUUGAUUAUGAUGUAUAUUACCAUUAAUUCAUUUCAUGCUUUCGAUUAUUGGCACUUAGAUAAAACUUCAUUUCACUUC
Molecule: messenger RNA, 606 nt
Organism: Lathyrus oleraceus (garden pea)
Lineage: Eukaryota; Viridiplantae; Streptophyta; Magnoliopsida; Fabales; Fabaceae
Exons: 7
Coding region: 161-439 (92 amino acids)
Source: RefSeq, a predicted model, not a curated record